Callithrix jacchus (white-tufted-ear marmoset) is the source of this 9971-nucleotide messenger RNA. It is a transcript of the gene CHD5, whose product is annotated as chromodomain helicase DNA binding protein 5. Gene Ontology annotation, molecular function: chromatin binding; histone binding; ATP-dependent chromatin remodeler activity. Gene Ontology annotation, cellular component: chromatin; NuRD complex; nucleus. The record is from RefSeq and is a predicted model, not a curated record. Gene Ontology annotation, biological process: chromatin remodeling. NCBI's taxonomy places the organism in Eukaryota, Metazoa, Chordata, Mammalia, Primates, Cebidae.
GGGGGGGCAGACGGCCGCCAUCUUCUCGCCGAGGCCGCCUCGCCCGCCGCGCGCGCCCGUCCGGCAGCGCACGGGUUAAGGCUGGCACCGCGCCCGGCGGGAGGGGGGGAGCCCACCUCCCCUUCUUUCCGCGCCGGGCAUGCGGGGCCCACUGGGCACCGAGGAGGAGCUACCGCGGCUGUUCGCCGAGGAGAUGGAGAACGAGGACGAGAUGUCAGAAGAAGAAGAUGGUGGUCUUGAAGCUUUCGAUGACUUUUUCCCUGUGGAGCCCGUGAGCCUUCCUAAGAAGAAGAAACCCAAGAAGCUCAAGGAAAACAAGUGCAAAGGGAAGCGGAAGAAGAAAGAGGGGAGCAAUGAUGAGCUAUCAGAGAAUGAAGAUGAUCUGGAAGAGAAGUCGGAGAGUGAAGGCAGUGACUACUCCCCGAAUAAAAAGAGGAAGAAGAAACUUAAGGACAAGAAGGAGAAAAAAGCCAAGCGAAGAAGGAAGGAGGAGGAUGAGGAUGAUAAUGAUGAUGGAUGCUUGAAGGAGCCCAAGUCCUCAGGGCAGCUCAUGGCCGAGUGGGGCCUGGAUGAUGUGGACUACCUGUUCUCGGAGGAGGACUACCACACGCUGACCAACUACAAGGCCUUCAGCCAGUUCCUCAGGCCACUCAUCGCCAAGAAGAACCCGAAGAUCCCCAUGUCCAAAAUGAUGACUGUCCUGGGUGCCAAGUGGCGGGAGUUCAGCGCCAACAACCCCUUCAAGGGCAGCUCGGCGGCAGCAGCGGCGGCAGCAGUGGCUGCAGCUGUAGAGACUGUCACCAUCUCUCCUCCACUAGCCAUCAGCCCCCUGCAGGCGCCCCAGCCUGUGCCUAUCCGCAAGGCCAAGACCAAGGAGGGCAAGGGGCCUGGAGUGCGGAAGAAGAUCAAAGGUUCCAAAGAUGGGAAGAAAAAGGGCAAAGGGAAAAAGAUGGCUGGGCUCAAGUUCCGCUUUGGAGGGAUCGGCAACAAGAGGAAGAAAGGCUCCUCGAGUGAAGAAGACGAGAGGGAGGAGUCAGACUUCGACAGUGCCAGCAUCCACAGUGCCUCCGUGCGCUCUGAGUGCUCUGCAGCCCUGGGCAAGAAGAGCAAGAGGAGGCGCAAGAAGAAGAGGAUUGAUGAUGGUGACGGCUAUGAGACGGACCACCAGGAUUACUGUGAGGUGUGCCAGCAGGGUGGGGAGAUCAUCCUGUGCGACACCUGCCCACGGGCCUACCAUCUCGUGUGCCUGGACCCAGAGUUGGAGAAGGCUCCCGAGGGCAAGUGGAGCUGCCCUCACUGUGAGAAGGAGGGGAUCCAGUGGGAGCCGAAGGACGACGACGACGAAGAGGAGGAGGGCGGCUGCGAGGAGGAGGAGGACGACCACAUGGAGUUCUGCCGCGUGUGCAAGGACGGGGGCGAGCUGCUCUGCUGCGACGCCUGCCCCUCCUCCUACCACCUGCACUGCCUCAACCCGCCGCUGCCCGAGAUCCCAAACGGUGAAUGGCUCUGCCCGCGCUGUACUUGCCCCCCACUGAAGGGCAAGGUCCAGCGGAUUCUACACUGGAGGUGGACGGAACCCCCUGCCCCCUUCAUGGUGGGCCUGCCGGGGCCUGAUGUGGAGCCCAGCCUCCCUCCACCCAAGCCUUUGGAGGGCAUCCCUGAGAGAGAAUUCUUUGUCAAGUGGGCAGGGCUGUCCUACUGGCACUGCUCCUGGGUGAAGGAGCUACAGCUGGAGCUGUACCACACGGUGAUGUAUCGCAACUACCAAAGGAAGAAUGACAUGGACGAGCCGCCGCCCUUUGACUACGGCUCUGGGGAUGAGGACGGCAAGAGCGAGAAGAGGAAGAACAAGGACCCCCUCUAUGCCAAGAUGGAGGAGCGCUUCUACCGCUAUGGCAUCAAGGCAGAGUGGAUGAUGAUUCACCGAGUCCUGAACCAUAGCUUUGACAAAAAGGGGGAUGUGCACUACCUGAUCAAGUGGAAAGACCUGCCCUACGAUCAGUGCACCUGGGAGAUCGAUGACAUUGACAUCCCCUACUACGACAACCUCAAGCAGGCCUACUGGGGCCACAGGGAGCUGAUGCUGGGAGAAGACAGCAGGCUGCCCAAGAGGCUGCUCAAGAAGGGCAAGAAGCUGAGGGAUGACAAGCAGGAGAAGCCUCCGGACACGCCCAUCGUCGAUCCCACGGUCAAGUUCGACAAGCAGCCGUGGUACAUUGACUCCACAGGCGGCACGCUGCACCCAUACCAGCUGGAGGGCCUCAACUGGCUGCGCUUCUCCUGGGCCCAGGGCACUGACACCAUCCUGGCCGAUGAGAUGGGUUUGGGCAAGACGGUGCAGACCAUUGUGUUCCUCUACUCCCUGUACAAGGAGGGCCAUUCCAAGGGGCCCUACCUGGUGAGUGCGCCCCUCUCCACCAUCAUCAACUGGGAACGCGAGUUUGAGAUGUGGGCGCCCGACUUCUACGUGGUCACCUACACGGGGGACAAGGAAAGCCGCUCUGUGAUCCGGGAGAAUGAGUUUUCCUUUGAGGACAAUGCCAUUCGGAGUGGGAAGAAGGUGUUCCGCAUGAAGAAAGAAGUGCAGAUCAAAUUCCAUGUGCUGCUCACCUCCUAUGAGCUCAUCACCAUCGACCAGGCCAUCCUGGGUUCCAUCGAGUGGGCCUGCCUGGUGGUGGAUGAGGCCCACCGCCUCAAGAAUAACCAGUCCAAGUUUUUUAGGGUCUUAAACAGCUACAAGAUUGAUUACAAGCUGCUGCUGACAGGGACCCCCCUUCAGAACAACCUGGAGGAGCUGUUCCAUCUCCUCAACUUCCUGACUCCAGAGAGGUUCAACAACCUGGAGGGCUUCCUGGAGGAGUUUGCUGAUAUCUCCAAGGAAGACCAGAUCAAGAAGCUGCAUGACCUGCUGGGGCCGCACAUGCUCAGGCGGCUCAAGGCUGAUGUGUUCAAGAACAUGCCAGCCAAGACCGAGCUCAUUGUCCGUGUGGAGCUGAGCCAGAUGCAGAAGAAGUACUACAAGUUCAUCCUCACGAGGAACUUUGAGGCGCUGAACUCCAAGGGGGGCGGGAACCAAGUGUCGCUGCUCAACAUCAUGAUGGACCUGAAGAAGUGCUGCAACCACCCCUACCUCUUUCCUGUGGCUGCCGUGGAGGCCCCCGUCUUGCCCAAUGGCUCCUACGAUGGAAGCUCUCUGGUCAAGUCUUCAGGGAAGCUCAUGCUGCUGCAGAAGAUGCUGAAGAAGCUGCGGGACGAGGGGCACCGCGUGCUCAUCUUCUCCCAGAUGACCAAGAUGUUGGACCUGCUGGAGGACUUCCUGGAGUACGAAGGCUACAAGUAUGAGCGGAUUGAUGGCGGCAUCACUGGGGGCCUCCGACAAGAGGCAAUCGACAGAUUCAAUGCCCCCGGGGCCCAGCAGUUCUGCUUCCUCCUCUCAACCCGGGCAGGUGGCCUGGGUAUCAACCUGGCCACGGCGGACACUGUCAUCAUCUACGACUCGGACUGGAACCCACACAAUGACAUUCAGGCCUUCAGCCGUGCCCACCGAAUUGGGCAGAACAAGAAGGUGAUGAUCUACCGCUUCGUGACUCGGGCCUCAGUGGAGGAGCGCAUCACGCAGGUAGCCAAGCGCAAGAUGAUGCUCACCCACCUGGUGGUGCGGCCUGGCCUCGGCUCCAAGUCGGGCUCCAUGACUAAGCAGGAGCUGGACGACAUCCUCAAGUUCGGCACGGAGGAGCUCUUCAAGGAUGACGUGGAGGGCAUGAUGUCUCAGGGCCAGAGGCCGGUCACACCCAUCCCUGAUGUCCAGUCUUCCAAAGGGGGAAACUUGGCUGCCAGUGCAAAGAAGAAGCAUGGUAGCACCCCACCAGGUGACAACAAGGAUGUGGAGGACAGCAGUGUGAUCCACUAUGACGAUGCGGCCAUCUCCAAGCUGCUGGACCGGAACCAGGACGCCACAGACGACACGGAACUACAGAACAUGAACGAGUACCUGAGCUCCUUCAAGGUGGCGCAGUACGUGGUGCGCGAGGAGGACGGCGUGGAGGAGGUAGAGCGGGAAAUCAUCAAGCAGGAGGAGAAUGUGGACCCCGACUACUGGGAGAAGCUGCUGCGGCACCACUAUGAGCAGCAGCAGGAGGAUCUGGCCCGCAACCUGGGCAAGGGCAAGCGCAUCCGCAAGCAGGUCAACUACAACGACGCCUCCCAGGAGGACCAGGAAUGGCAGGAUGAGCUCUCCGAUAACCAGUCAGAAUAUUCCAUUGGCUCCGAGGAUGAGGAUGAGGACUUUGAAGAGAGACCAGAAGGGCAGAGUGGACGACGACAAUCCCGGAGGCAGCUGAAGAGCGACAGGGACAAGCCCCUGCCACCUCUUCUCGCCCGAGUUGGUGGCAACAUCGAGGUGGGGCCUGUCUGUUCCCACAUCUUUCUGCCCCCAAUUCCUGCUGCUCCUGGGGUAUGGAGGAGGGCUGGGGAACUGCCGAGGGCCUCAUGCCAGGUAGCGGUGGGGCUGGUCUGGUAUUCGCCACCAGAGUCCUGCUCCAGGUGGUGGCCCCUGCCUUUUCUGUGCCUCCUUCCUGCCUUUUCCUCCUCCCAUACCUUUCUUCCUCAUCCCAGAAUCCUCUGUUUCUACCCUGUCUCUGCCCUGGGCUCACAUUCCCUCACUCCACCCGCCCAGGUGCUGGGCUUCAAUGCCCGACAGCGGAAGGCCUUUCUGAACGCCAUCAUGCGCUGGGGCAUGCCCCCGCAGGACGCCUUCAACUCCCACUGGCUGGUGCGGGACCUUCGAGGGAAGAGCGAGAAGGAGUUUAGAGCCUAUGUGUCCCUCUUCAUGCGGCACCUGUGUGAGCCGGGGGCGGAUGGCGCAGAGACCUUCGCAGAUGGCGUGCCCCGGGAGGGCCUCUCCAGGCAGCACGUGCUGACCCGCAUCGGGGUCAUGUCACUAGUUAGGAAGAAGGUUCAAGAGUUCGAGCAUGUCAAUGGGAAGUACAGCACCCCAGACUUGAUUCCCGAGGGGCCCGAGGGCAAGAAGCCGGGCGAGGUGAUCUCCUCAGACCCCAACACGCCAGUGCCCGCCAGCCCUGCCCAUCUCCUGCCAGCCCCGCUGGGCCUGCCAGACAAAAUGGAAGCCCAGCUGGGCUAUAUGGAUGAGAAGGACCCGGGGCUGCAGAAGCCACAGAAACCCUUGGAAGUCCAGGCCCUGCCAGCUGCCUUGGACAGAGUGGAGGGCGAGGACAAGCACGAGAGCCCAGCCAGCAAGGAAAGAGCCCGAGAGGAGCGGCCAGAGGAGAAGGAGAAGGCCCCGCCCUCCCCAGAACAGCUGCCUAGAGAGGAGGUGCUUCCUGAGAAGGAGAAGAUCCUGGACAAGCUGGAGCUGAGCUUGAUCCACAGCAGAGGGGAUGGUGCUGACUUCAGGCCAGCAGAUGACACCAAGGCUGAGGAUAAGGAGCCCAUUGAAACACAGCAAAAUGGUGACAAAGAGGAAGAGGACGAGGGGAAGAAGGAGGACAAGAAGGGGAAAUUCAAGUUCAUGUUCAACAUUGCGGAUGGGGGCUUCACAGAGUUGCACACGCUGUGGCAGAAUGAGGAGCGGGCUGCAGUGUCCUCGGGGAAAAUCUACGACAUCUGGCACCGGCGCCACGACUACUGGCUGCUGGCAGGCAUUGUGACGCACGGCUACGCCCGCUGGCAGGACAUCCAGAAUGACCCAAGGUACAUGAUCCUCAACGAACCCUUCAAGUCUGAGAUUCACAAGGGCAACUACCUGGAGAUGAAGAACAAGUUCCUGGCCCGCAGGUUCAAGCUGCUGGAGCAGGCACUGGUCAUUGAGGAACAGCUCCGGAGGGCUGCCUACCUGAACAUGACCCAGGACCCCAACCACCCCGCCAUGGCCCUCAAUGCCCGCCUGGCUGAAGUGGAGUGCCUUGCCGAGAGCCACCAGCACCUGUCCAAGGAGUCCCUUGCUGGGAACAAGCCUGCCAAUGCCGUCCUGCACAAGGUCCUGAACCAGCUGGAGGAGCUGCUGAGCGACAUGAAGGCCGAUGUGACCCGGCUGCCAUCCAUGCUGUCCCGCAUCCCCCCUGUGGCAGCCCGCCUGCAGAUGUCAGAGCGCAGCAUCCUGAGCCGCCUGACCAACCGUGCCGGGGACCCCACCAUCCAGCAGGGCGCUUUCGGCUCCUCCCAGAUGUACAGCAACAACUUUGGGCCCAACUUCCGGGGCCCUGGACCGGGAGGGAUUGUCAACUACAACCAGAUGCCCCUGGGGCCCUAUGUGACCGAUAUCUAGCCGUCCUCGAGACUUCCCUGUGCCGCAGCGCUCAUUUCCAGCUGAGCCAUGCCUGCCGGGUCACCUGCCCGAUCCCCAUGGGAGAGAAAAGCUGCCGCCUUUUUAGGAGCCAGCACCACCUUGGGACAAAAAGGGAAACCGAGUCAUGCCAUCACAUGGAGGACGAGGCCCAGCCCGGCGGGGCCAGAGCCCAGAAGUGCCACGUCAUCAUAAUUCAAGUGUUCUUCCACACAGCGUUGCCCCCACCACCACGCCGGACGUGCCCCUGCCACCUAUUCCGACGACUCUUAGAAGAGAUCUCGUUAUUUGUACAUCUUUUGCACCUUCCUAUUGAAGACUUGAACACGUUUGUCUUGAUAAAAGUCAGAUGACGUACGGGAGGUUUGAACCUGCAGUGCUGACAUCUCUCUUUACUGAUGGGUUCCAGACACAAGGAAGCCCUGGCGCUACCCUGUGGACUCAGCCCAGCUGGGAGGACACGCCCAGUGCCCUGGGAGCCCUCAGCGUCUCCUGCCUGUCCUGUCUACACCUGUGUGACUGCCCCUUCUGCUCAGGCCCCCUGCCUACUUGGAGCCUCCCCGCACCAGGCAGGGCAGGUUGGGGAGCAGCCAUCCAGCCCAAUGGUGAGACCCGGGCUGACAUUUCCUCUCCUUCCUGCUGAGGCUGGAGGCCGCUAGGUGUUUGCUCUCUCCUUGUGGGGAGGAGGAUCCUCUGCCAGCAGAUGUGUUCCUGGCCCCGUGCGUCUUGAAGGCCCUGAAUUCUGUUACCAGUGGGAUGCCUGUGGCCCUGGCUGUUGUGUUCAUGGCAGGCAGAAACGUGUGACUCCAGGAGGGUGGGCCGGGAGGGUCAGCGCUUGCCUCAGAGCCACUGCUGCAUUUGGGGUUUGCCUCCUGCCGGAGGUGUGCUUAAGUGACAGCAGGUGCCCCAGCAAGGAGGGUCAUUGUCCCUGAGCUGGCCCAAGAGACCCUGGCCCCACCCUGUGCCCUGGGAUGCCUGCCCCGCCCACCUCUGGGGGUGGAGCUGGGCUGCCCCUGGGGGCCUGGACUUGUCCCAUUCUCCUGUCCCUGAGAGGCCUUCCUGGGGUGCUUCCUGCCUGAGGCUGCACCCUUGGAGGGCGUGGGGAGAGCUCUGCCUGGAGGGGACUGGGCCCAGUGCCCUCUGCAGACCCCUCCCAGUUGCCACACUGAGGGCUUGCUGCCUUGUUUCCUGCCAGGAGUGCCCUGGAGUCCCAAAACCAUCUUCCCACAUGUGGGCUCUUGGAAUCCCACCCACUCCCCAACCCCUGCCCCUCCAAGCUGGGGACGGAGACGGGGAGCAGUUCAGGCCCUCCCUAGGCCUGUCUGUGUCUGAUCCUCCUCCUGGUCCCAGGUCGGUCUGGAAGGCAUUUCUGAGUCUUGAACUGGGAGCUUCCUAGGGAAGGUGCCUUGGGGUGCAGAAUCCUGGGAGUGUUAGGAAGGGGUGGGUGUGCCGCAGGGGCUGGGGCUCUGCUCCCCGGGGAGGGCCUGCCUGGGACUGGGUCAGGACUCACUGGCUUGUGUUACAGACAAUGGAGAGAUUCUCUAAGGCCCAGAUGCCUCCCUGAUAGUGAGGCUCUCUCUGAACCCCAGAGGGCGGGACCCCAAGACCCUUUCAUCUUGGCGCAUUCCCACACUCCAGGCUGGAUCCAGGUCUGCAAGGCCAGCCCGACCCUGAGGUUGCAGGUGGACAUAGUGGGGAGAAUGCUGGAGUGGAGAUGAUUGUCAGCAGGCUCACAUGCGGCCCGGACUCCGCCAUGCGUGGACGGCACCCAACGUUGCCUCCAGGAAGGGCGGCCCUGAACCAGCCGUUUGGUUUAUCCACACGUGUGUUGUGUGAUCUGCAGUGCCACCCGGCAAAGGCUCCUGGCUCGGGUCACAGGCGAGGUGACCUGCCAUAAGCUCACUCCUGUGACCCUGUCCCCAAACAAGCAGUGGCCAGCGCUGGGUUGGCCCUCUUUGGGAGCAGUGCCCACCUCCCUUGGCCCACAGAAGAUAGGUCCCUGUCAGCAGGCCUGGAGGUGUGUGGGAGUCAGGGCAGGGGUCCGUGUCUCCACCUCAAGGGCUGAUGUUCCCUUCCCUGUGAGCCGCUCCUCCCAGGCAGCCUUGCUCUGUCCCUUCCUCUCUGCUUCCCUCCCAGGCCUUGCCAGGGCUCCCUUCUCCUCUGCCUGGUUAGACUUGGGCACCUAGGAAAGCCUGGCCAGAGCUCCUUCGGGCCCGGGACCCUGCACUGCCUGGUCCAGAAGGGGUGGUGCGCUCCGUGGCUGGCAGCCUGGAGGCCCGGGAGGGGUGGGCUGCUGGAGUCAGAGCAGGUUUGGGGCCGACCAGUUUGGGAGAGAAGAAAAGAUCUUCGAAUGUCUUCUUGGCUUGUCAAUCAUCUCUGCCAAAAGUGGUGAUGGUGUUAUUGGUAUCUUUGGCAUCUUCGGGUUGGGUUUGGUUUUUGCUGCUGGCAGAAUUAGGGGUCUGGGGCAUGAGUGUGAGCCCACAGUACCAGUCUGUGAUUGGAGAUUUGCAGCCACUUUAUUUAAACCAAUGCUGAACAGGGCUUCUGCAGAGCCACCUUUGGGCCACGGUCUUGGAAGGCAUUACCCCAUGGGCUCAGGUGACUCGGGGUGGAGUGAGCCGGUCUGUGGGAGCCUCAUACAUGCCUGAGGCGGAAGCAGCAUCCUCCUGAAAGCCACCUUUCCGAAGCUCCUGUGUUUCCUGCAAACUUGGCUUCUGCCAGGGGUGGGCCGGACUUUCCCUGCCCCAAACGAUCGAUCGAAGUCCUCCUGCUUUUGGGAGCUGCCUUCUCAGAGUUCCCCGGGUGCUCCUCCGCCCAAGUCAGGGGCUGACCAAGCCUUGGCCUGGUGACUCCUGCAGCCCUCCUGUCAUUCCAGGACACUUGAGGGCCCAAGGAGGUGGACUGGAGAGGAGGCUCGGGGAUGUGGGAGCCAGAAGCCGGUGGAGUUGGUCAACUGUGGGUCACUUGGAGCCUCCAGUGUGCACCAGGGUCCGUGGGCAGGGGAUGGGGCAUGGGUGAGGGCCAAGGCUGGCAUGCCACCUUGGUGACCUGGCCCCGUCCCCUCCCGCAGGGCUCUCCUGGGGCAGGCUGGGCAUCAGUCGUGGAGGCCGGCUCUGGCCUGUUUUCGUGUCUGGAAGUUUACAGGUUGUGGUGCAUCAGCCCAGUCAUUGGUGUUCUGUUUUUGUUUCCUUUUUCUUUAGUUUUCAGAUUUCUUUUUUUUAACAAAGUAUUUUUUUAGGUGCGAUAACCCAGAAAGGGCCUGUUGGGUGUGUGUGUGUGUCCCGAAUUCCUCAAGCCAAGAUUGCAGCCCAAGUACCCUGGAGAGGAGGAAGGGGUCCCACUGGCACGUGGGGUCUGAGUUCAGGGGAGGGAGGGAGCAGACCCCACCGGCCCAGGCCCAGCUAAGAGGGGGCCGACCCCUUUCCCCAGGCACAGUCUACGCUGGCAGAGGGUCCUGGGCUGGGUGCAGGGCACGUCAGGAGUCCCAGCCAGGGUGGCCCUGGUGGGGGUGGGGUCGAGCUUUGGAAGCCGAGCUCCUCUGUGAGCCGUGGCUUGUCCAGUCUUCACCCGAGGGAGACCGGACAGAGACCGAACGACACAAUCACCUUUACUUUGUACUCUGUGUGUAUGUUUUGGUUUUCUGUGUUUUAAUAAAUCCUUUGGGAAAGGA